Molecule: messenger RNA, 6316 nt
Organism: Cydia strobilella
Lineage: Eukaryota; Metazoa; Arthropoda; Insecta; Lepidoptera; Tortricidae
Gene: Myb
Product: transcriptional activator Myb
Exons: 17
Coding region: 160-2547 (795 amino acids)
Biological process (GO): regulation of DNA-templated transcription
Cellular component (GO): nucleus
Molecular function (GO): RNA polymerase II cis-regulatory region sequence-specific DNA binding; DNA-binding transcription factor activity, RNA polymerase II-specific
Source: RefSeq, a predicted model, not a curated record
GAUUGUAACGAAUGCUAACGAAUCGUGGUUAUUUUAUACAUCAAGUAGAUUUAUUUAUUUUAAUAACUUGUAGUGUUAACGGAUAUUAAUAAUGUGACCCUUUUUCCUGUUUUAUGUAUACCCUUUUUUAAAUGAUUAAAUUGGUCUCGAGAAGAUUACAUGGCGUAUAAUGAAAAUUCCAGCAGCUCCAGCAUGCAGGAUGACCAGUCGAAGGCGUCUCUGCAAAUGCAGAUAGAGCGCCUUCAAGUAUUGCGGGCGAAGCUUAACACUGUAGCAGAAGAGGAUUAUGUCAUCGUUAAAGAAGAAGUACAACGUAGCGGCUAUGAGUCGGAGAGUAGCGAGUAUUCAGAGGACUCGGCGGCGGCCUACGAGGAUGUCACGACUACAACCAAAAGCUCUGGGUCGAGGAAGAAUAUCAACAGGGGGAGAUGGACGAAGGACGAGGACAAAAGGCUCAAGAUGUACGUGAAGAUGUAUAACGAGAACUGGGAGCUGAUCGCGUCGCAGUUUUCAGACAGGUCCGAUGUUCAGUGCCAGCAGCGCUGGACGAAGGUCGUCAACCCCGAGCUAGUCAAGGGACCGUGGACCAAGGAGGAAGAUGAAAAGGUCGUAGAGUUAGUCCAAAAAUAUGGUCCCAAGAAGUGGACAGUCAUCGCACGACACCUCAAGGGCAGAAUAGGUAAACAAUGCAGAGAGCGAUGGCACAACCACUUGAACCCUUCCAUAAAGAAGACCGCGUGGACGGAGCACGAAGAUCGCGUCAUAUACCAGGCGCACAAGCAGCUAGGGAACCAAUGGGCUAAGAUUGCCAAACUAUUGCCGGGCAGAACGGACAAUGCAAUAAAGAACCACUGGAACUCGACGAUGCGAAGGAAGUUCGAGCCGGAGCUGCUGGACAGCUUCGAGAGCCUGCGCCGGCGGGGGCGGGUAAAGCGCGAUCCUAACCCAUACACUGACCAAAGUGAUACACAAGUGACGGUGCAAGUCGUAUAUAACGAUGACUGGGACUCAUUCAACGACUCGAGCCAAAGUGGCUCAAGUCAGCCGGCCUCCAAGCAAGUGAUGCGGUUCCGCCAACUGUUGAAGGAUCAGCUCAGCAACAUCCAGCAACAGACGUUGGUGCGGGUCAAGUCGCCCGACCGCGGGAACCUGGUCGCGGCCGACGUGGAGAUCUGUGAAUCGCCGUUCAAAUUCAUCAACCUGGAAACGUUACCCACGGAUUCUCCUCUCAAAAACUACCUUUCCAACGCAUCUGGUACUUCUAACAAAGAUAAUGUCGUAACAUACGCCGUGCAAGCCGACUCGACGCGCGAGAUCGUGGUGCCGUCGUCCGUGUACAUGAGCCCCAAGAAGUCCUCCGUCACCAGCAGCCCGCCGCCCAUCCUCCGCCGGAGGAACAAGAAACCCAACAUGAACACGCCUAACCGUAACACUUGGUCAGAGACCAUAAACAAAGCGAUGGAGACGACCGGGGCGACGCCCAUCAAGGCGCUGCCGUUCAGUCCUUCUCAGUUCCUCAACUCGCCCGCCGCUCUCUCUUUCCCUCCGUUUGAAGCCACGCCCUCCUCGCUCUCGCAGCAGCUGCAUACUAAGGAUUGGGGUCCACUGGCGAGUCCCUUGCUGCACACGCCCACGCCCGCGCUGGCCUGCAGCCCCAACCUCACGCCCGUCAACAGCCACACCAAGCACAGGAGUAACACACCCAAAACUCCAACUCCCUUCAAAAUUGCAAUGGCGGAGAUUAGCAGAAAAUCUGGUAUUAACUACGAGCCGUCGAGUCCGGGUGUUCUCGUGAAGGACAUCACUGAGAUCAUCGAACGGGAGGAGUCCGACAGCACGGUGCAGCUCAACGACUCCAUGCUGUCGUCCACGGCUGAUCAAGACGGGACGGCUGUUCAGGCUCACGACUCCGGCAUCGGCACCUUGAAGCGGCGCGCGUCCGACCAGGGCAAGGAGAACCAGCCGAGCGUGGGGAGCGGCGCGGGCGCGGGCGCGGGCUCGACGAGCUCGAGCGCGAGCGCGGGCGCGGGCGCGGGCGCGGCGCCGCACAAGAAGGCGCGCAAGGCGCUGGCGCACGCGCACUCCUGGGGCACCGCCACCUCCACGCCCAGCGCCGCUAGGGUGCCCGACGUCGCCUUCAUCGUCGAGACGCCGAGUAAAACACUUGCCGGUGACAGUUCAGUGAUGUUCUCGCCGCCCUCCAUCGUGAAGAACUCGCUCGCCGAGGAGUCCACCAGCCUGCACAGCCUGAUGAGCGCCGAAAACACCCCCGAAACCCUCAAAUACGAGGAGCUUGAUAUUGAAACGGUCGAAAAAACGAAGGUCCGCCGCAUGUCCGAAGAGCCGGUGGUGGUGAAGAAGUCCGCCGUGCGCUCCAUCAAGUUCGAGAAGGAACCCGAUGUCAAGGAGGAGCCCGUUGAGUUCAUACUGAACGACGGGUGGAAGACAUACGCUUGCGGAAAAACGCAUGACCAACUGGAACUGACCAUGCUAGCCCACCAGUACCUCAAGAAAACUGCCCUCAAGCCACGAUCCCUCAACUUUUGAUAACAAUUUAUGAGAACAGAAUCGUCACAAAUAUUUUUUUUACAUCGAGUUUUUUCCGUGUGAUAUCGUUUUAUAAAUGGUGAAUGGAAUGCAUGUGCAUGUAAACUACAAGUUCUACUUUCAUCCACCAUGCUAAUACUACUACGAUACAAUAUACAUUCAAUUGAACACAGUGCUUGUGAUAAGUUGUCAAUAAUUUUUGUAUGAUUCUGCACUUAUUAUGUCAAAGGUUAAAUCAAAGUUAUUGAUACCAUUUUGUAGUUAUUUAUUUUUGAUUAAUUGUCAAGAGUUCUUCCAUUUCCAUAAAACUUAUAUUCAGGCUUACAUCUUCUUUAAUAGCUCCUAUCAUGUGAAUACAUUUGACUAUAGUUAUUUUCUAGUAUUUAUAUAAUUUUAAGGUUCCUUUUUUUUAAUAUUUGUGUGUGAACACGUCAUUACGCUUUUAGAUUAUCGUGUUAGAUAAGUAUUUCUAUUACAUACUAUUAUGAUAUUUAACAAUAUCACUAUUCACUUGGAUUUAUAUUGGAAUUCUUUACAAUCAUUCAGAAAUUUAAUGUUUAACUUGCGUGUUUGUGAACGACGGUUCAAGCGAUAGAUUGUUUUACUAAAAUAAAUAUCACUUGUACCUUUUCCGUAUAUAUUUAGGUGUUAUUGACACCAAAGUGCACAUGCUUGUAUUCCGUGCUUAAAAAAUAGUUUUGUACAAUUUUUAAAUCUUCCUAUUUAGUGUUCGUAUAAGUACCUACCUAUGUUAAAAUUUCGGUCUAAGUUUUUGUGGUGUCAUCUUUAAUUUAAGUAAUCUUGUGUAUCUAACUUAAGCUAAAUGUACCGUGAUUUAAGUGAAGCAAUAUUUAUGGUCGAUUUUAUUACGUUAAUUAUAAAAAGUAACUUUAUUUUAUGUUUUUCUUUGUAAUAUUUUAGUUUCGAUUUUGUUUAGUAGUAGAAUAUAAGUUUAAUUCUUCAAAGAACAUUAUGUUAUUUUGCUUAUUUUGGAAUUUAAAAUUUACAGCGAAGGAAAGCUAUUUUAUUUUUUAUUCAUUGACAACUGAAGAUAUUGUUGAACCGAAAACUUUUUUUUUUAAAUGAUAUACUUACAUAAUUAAAUAAGUAAGUAAAGAACACUUUUAUUGUACGAAACGAGAAUAGUUUACAGCAGAUAUAUAAUUUGAUGUUACUAAGUUAUUUAAAAAUAAAUUCCGUUAUGUAAAUCCUUGCGUAUUUAACGAUUUUAGUAACUACAUGUAUAAUUGUUGGUAAUUAAUCUCUCGUAUGUAUGUUUAGACACGGAUCCGUGCGUGGGAAUUAAUCUAUUGUUUUAAAUGUCAAGGUCACUUUGUCAAUGAUCAAAUUUGACAGGCAGCAUACGAGGGGUUAAUUCUAUUAUAAAAUAUAGCUACACCACUGUUAUCAAAAUGCGUAAGCGUGAAAUCACACAAUGAAAUACUUCUAUACCUAGUAUGAAGUAGUAAACAGAUAAUAAAGUUAUGAUUGAUUAAAAACAUGCAUUCGGAAAAUUAUGAAAGAUACAUACAUAUUCUUAAAUAAAUACUCCAGUAGCCUUAUUACGACUGCAUUAGCAGUGUCAAACUGACAUAUUACCUAACGUCUGCUUAACUUACUUUUUAGGGUUCCGUACCCAAAGGGUAAAAACGGGAUCCUAUUACUAAGACUCCGCUGUCCGUCUGUCUGUCUGUCACCACCAGGCUGUAUCUCAUGAACCGUGAUAGCUAGACAGUUGAAAUUUUCACAGAUGAUGUAUUUCUGUUGCCGCUAUAACAACAAAUACUAAAAAGUACGGAACCCUCGGUGCGAGUCCGACUCGCACUUGGCCGGUUUUUAGGGUUCCGUACCCAAAGGGUAAAAAUGGGACUCUAUUACUAAGACUCCACUGUUCGUCUGUCUGUCUGUCACAGGCUGUAUCUCAUGAACCGUGAUAGCUAGACAGUUGAAAUUUUCACAGAUGUAUUUUUGUUGCCGCUAUAACGACAAAUACUAAAAGUACGGAAUCCUCGGUGGGCGAGUUCGACUCGCACUUGUCCGGUUUUAUACAUCUCGCUCGCACUAAUAUGCGAGUACCUACGAGUGAGAUGCACAGAAGGAAAGUUACGCACACGCUAGCGAAUAUGUCAAGUGUCAAACUGGUGGUAGUCGUACAGGUCAUACAUUAAGUUAUUGUACAUUUGAAUUGUACGAGUACUAUAGAAAAUAUUGUCUUUGGUUACCGCGAUAGUUACUCAUGAAAUAAAACUAUGAAAACGGAUUAUAUCGCGUAUAUUGAAUUUAUAAUACAUCCCGACGUACGUACGCCGACGUAUUUACUCGAAAAUAAUUGUAGUGUAUAACUAGCCUUAUGAACCGAUUUUGCAUGUACAACCAGCCUUAAAGUUCUUGUUCAUUAUUUUUAGUAUGUGGGUAUUUUUGCACUUUGUAAUUUUUCCUCAGUCACCCGUUGACCACGAACGCUGUAAAGGGUUCGAAACGUCGGGAUGUAUUAUAAGUUCAAUAUACGCGAUAUAAUCCGUUUUCAUAGUUUUAUUUCAUGAGUACUAUAGAGUUAAAAGUGCUGAUGUAAAUAAUAAAUAAACCGUCAUGUGAAAAUACUAUUAAAUAUCAAAGAGCACCAGGGGCUAGGCCCCUAGGAAACAACACUGUUCAUAGUUUUUUCUAAUCUAUUAUUUGUGAGGUUUUUUAAUGUCUUCUAGGCUAUAUCCAUACCAAACAUGUCCAACACCAAACAUACGAUUUCAACUUAAAACGUUUUAGGCCAAUUUAUGCAUUUUGUUUAAAUAAUUAUUCUAUGCAGCCAGCUUUACCUCAUUAUCUCAUUAAAGUCGUUAAUAUCAACAUGGAUGGUCUCUAAAAUCGUUUUACCUUUGACUUAUACCUAAUCCACCAGCUUAUUCUGACCACCGCAAGCAUAGUAUGAAACUGUUCUACAAAUGAACCCUUAAAUGCAUAGCGAUGGAUGCAGCCUACACAACAAAAACAUCGAUUUGUUCCUGUACAUUUGUUUUGACAGUAAAUUAAUACGUUUUCCGAUUUUUUAUUCAAAGUUCAGUAUUUUAGUAUUAAAGAUUUACAUUUGUUUUAAGACGAAAUGGCGGAAAAUUUGGAAAAAGCCAAAACUUGAUGAUUCUUAGGUAUGUGAUUUAGGCGGUUUCGUUUGGGGUUUGCAAUAAUUCUAUAUUUCAAAUCUUUAUUAUAGGUAUAUCACAAAUAGUGUAAAUUUCCGAUGGUAGUAAGAUUUUUCAUAUACUUAUCUUUUACCAAUAAUAUUAUAUUUACAAAAUUAUGAUUUACCCUAUGUAACUUCUAACACUGAAUUAGCAGUGAAAAUCGAUGUUUUAAUUUUAUUUAUUACGUGACACAUAUUAAUUUCGGGCAAAGAGAAAAAAUCAUGCAUUUAAGGGUUAAAAUUUCAAUAUACCUACAUAAUAUUAACGCUAAGCUUAGGUGGCCAGUGUUUGGUAAAGGCACAAGGCAGGAGUGGCUUUUUAAAACUGUCUAUUUAAUUUUUGCACAUCUGUGAACGUAAAACUUAUUUCUAAAGCGUUUUUAGUACAGUCCAUGGUUUUAAGAAACGGCAGUUUUCAAAAAUCAUUCCUCUACUCAUGAUUCACCAAAACGCCGCGUGCCGGUGUUUUAUUUGGAUGACUUUAUUUUAUAAUUUAAUUAUGUUGUAUUCUUUGACACUCCACGUGUGAAGGUUUCUAUUGUACAUAAUAUAGUUUAGAAAGGUUUGUAAGAAAUAAAGGGUUCAAGAAAAGAA